UUUUCAUGUACAAAUAGGAAUCUCACGUUAAAAUAAACUCCGUUACGCCUACCUCUCUCUCUCUGGGGAAUUUUAGAGCCCUUUCUUUGUAAUGAUUGAGAAAGAUGAAUACUAUUUUGAUAUUUGACCAAGGAGUUAAACACAAAUAUUAUUGAUGACAGUCUCUGAAUUAGAAAGUGUCCUGAAUAUUGGAAUGAUUGAAGGUAGAUUAAAAAAAGGGAAGGCAGGAGUGUGAAUGUGAAAAAAAGGGAAGGGCAGAGUUGGUAUUUGGAAUGUAUUUAAGGGAGAAGGUUAUGGGUUAUGGGUUAUGGGUUAUGGGGGUGAGAGAAUUAAUUAAGAUGGGAUUUCCAGUGGGGUACACAGAGCUAGUGUUGCCCAAGGUGUUAGUGCAGGCGCUAUCCGUGUUGGGCUUCAUGAGGAAGCUCAUAACCCUCCUCUUCUGCUACAUGGGCCUCCUGCAGGCCGACAUUGCGUGGCCCCAGUACCAGUAUCAAUCCAUUCUGCCGGUGCUCAAGUUCUCGGAGGCGGAGGCGGAGGAGAGUUGCGCGGUCUGCUUGUUCGACUUCCAGGGAGAGGAGGAGAUCAGACGGCUGCCCAACUGCCGGCACAUAUUCCACAGAGGCUGUCUGGACCGUUGGAUGGGAUACCAUCAAAGAACGUGCCCCCUCUGCCGGACACCCUUCAUACCCCACCCUAUGGCUAUGGCUAUGCAACCUCCUUCACAUUUCUAUCAUUAAGCCCAUGCCCAAUGCCCAUCCUCUUCUUCACCAAUCUCUAUGUGUAAAUAACUAUAUAUUAUACAACCCAUUUCGGAUCUCUUUUUCCUUUCCCAUUUAUUAUUUAUUAUUCA
Cajanus cajan (pigeon pea) is the source of this 850-nucleotide messenger RNA. RefSeq names its product brassinosteroid-responsive RING protein 1. Gene Ontology annotation, molecular function: ubiquitin protein ligase activity. Gene Ontology annotation, biological process: protein ubiquitination. The record is from RefSeq and is a predicted model, not a curated record. Lineage: Eukaryota; Viridiplantae; Streptophyta; Magnoliopsida; Fabales; Fabaceae.